This is a messenger RNA of Artibeus jamaicensis (Jamaican fruit-eating bat), 9097 nucleotides long. It is a transcript of the gene ZC3H12D, whose product is annotated as zinc finger CCCH-type containing 12D. Lineage: Eukaryota; Metazoa; Chordata; Mammalia; Chiroptera; Phyllostomidae. The record is from RefSeq and is a predicted model, not a curated record. Gene Ontology annotation, cellular component: cytoplasmic ribonucleoprotein granule; nucleus. The coding region runs from base 5370 to 6953 and encodes 527 amino acids. Gene Ontology annotation, biological process: nuclear-transcribed mRNA catabolic process, RNase MRP-dependent; 3'-UTR-mediated mRNA destabilization. Gene Ontology annotation, molecular function: RNA endonuclease activity; metal ion binding; mRNA binding. The transcript is spliced from 7 exons.
CUUUGCAGCUGAACGUGACUCUGGCAUCCAGGAAGUGGGGCUGUGGCAUAAAGUUUCUCCUAACGGCCAUGUGGCCCAGCUGGGCACUCCCCUGGCUUUAGUGACACCUGGUCUGCUGGGCGGAGAGGAGCAGUGCAGCAGCUGCUGGCAGCUGGGCGAGCCGAGGGGAGCACAGGAGUCACUCUGCUGUGAGGACCGGAGCAACACACUCUGCUGCCCAGGCAUGGGCUGAAGUCUCUGCCUCUCUGUAACCUCCCCAAAAUCCAUCUGAGUCCACUGAGGGGCUCCAGAGCUGAGCUGAACCACAAAACUUCUGCCUGGACUCUAUUUAGAAGAAGUUUCUCGGCAUCACGGUGGGUGAGCUCUGGAAGCCGUGUGUGGUGGAUUUCUCUGGAGCUGGCAGAGGGGGCUCAGGGAUAUGGGUUGAAUGUGCUCAUUCUGGGGCUGAUGUCUGGGUUCACCCUGCCCUGUGGCCCUGAGGGGCCCUCGGUAGCCCCUCGGACCUGGGAGAAGGCGGGAAUCACUGCUCUUGGGAGUCUAGUCUCCCCAGUUUAUCAGCUGUGGGACCUAGGGUAUGUCAGCAAAACUCUUUUCCUCAGUUUUCUCACCUGCAGCAGGAGUAAUGAGGUAGCUCUUCCUACCUCGCAGGGAUGUUAGGAUUUCCAAAGAUAACGCAUAAGGAAGCACCUUGCAAGAAUGAAAUCCUGUCCACACGUCGAGUUACUGGCCUUCCACAGGUCUCACUCUCACUUCCUCCUUCUUGUUUCCCUUUUAUCCUUUUCCUGUGGGGAGCUCUUGUAGUCAGCGUUUGCAGACCUUUGGUCUGGACUGGUUGAUUCUAGAAGGAUUCAGAUUCGGCCCGGUUCUCACCGUUCCACACUGUGAGGUUCCACUUUCCUCCCUCUGGGUCCCUGCCUUCCCUCCACGCUGUUUGGUUAGGUCGCCUCGAACUCCGGCUUCACUGCGAACACGCCGCCACAGUCCUGGGGGGCGGACCCCCAAAAGCUGCCGACCGUGGGGCGAGCUCAUGAGGAGACUUUGAAGAUUUGCAACGAGUCACCCAUCACCGGUGCUGUCUGUGACUUCCAGUCAAGAUUGCGGAAGAAAACUAAAAUGAACUUGCUCACACUGUCAGGUCUUAAAAAUAGAAAGGAAAAAGAAGCCGCGGGCAGGGCUGCUGGUCCAACUCUGAGACCCGCAGGUCCGGAGGUGGGCGGGCUGUCCUACGAGGGCCUCAGCAGGCUCCGGAGAACAGCCCCAGGUUUCUCCCUUAUUUAGAAGAAGUUUGAAAAGGAAAUGAAAUUGACUUCGAUGUCUCAGGGGGGGAGAAAAAGCCUCUGAAGUGGGAGGAUUAUUUUCAGUUAAUUCUCUUCAGCAAAGUAGCUCUGUCGGAACCUGAGGGCCCCUGUGCCCAGCGCUGCGGAUGGGGCCUUAAGUGGCCACGUGCUCCCCACUCCGCCCCCUGCCCCCGGGUGAAACCACCAGAGGGUUUUUUUUUUUUUUUUGCAUUUAUUUUAUUUUGAAAACGUUCAGGUUUCGUCCCACCAGAAUGCAAAGUUAUAAAAACUGACACGGACUCUCCUCGCAGCUACUUGUGACCAGAGAGAAGUCACCUGACCCAGUCAUGUUUUGGAUUUUCCGCCUCUGCAGUGACGAGAUGUUGCCUCCGUCCUGAACGCGGCUCAGAGCCACACGUGGUUUUCGGCAUCGCUUUCCUGUCUGUCGCCGCCAACUGGCUCUGUCACCCUCACUCUGUACCGCUCGGAGCCUCGUCGGUCUCUUCGCCCCGCCAGAGAUCCCGGGAGGUCCAAGGAAGAGUCUCGAUGUGAGAGCGACGUGGAAGCACUGAGGACCCAUGUGAAAUGAACUUUUAUGUUCGUGCUGCCUGUUUCUGCCUUUCUGCUCCUUCCUUCUCUCCGACUUCAGUUCCUUCUCUUUUCUCUUUCUCCCAGUCUUCCUUUCUCCUCCCUUCUCCCUCACGCAUCCCUGCUGAAAUAGGUGCUCCCGCGCAUGCGUCAGGGGGCGGGGCGAGAGCGGACCGGAGCUGGAGCGUUGGACUCUGGGAAGGCUCCAGGGAAGACAGGGCGGUCGGGUUAGGUGGAGGGGAGGAGGGUCGGCGCUCCAGGCAGAGGGAGCCGAGAGACCACAGGCCUUUCAGGGACAGUGAGCAAGUCCUGAUGUGAGGCUGGGCCGCCAGAUCAGGGGAGUGACCUCUUCCUCUGUGGAGAUUGGACCCCAGCCCGACCCCAGCCCAAGGGAAUGGUGUUCUGAGAAGGGACUGGUCACUAGUUAAGAGAAAAAGGAGAGGCUGGACUGGAGGUAUGUGACCAAGGAGAUUGGAAAGUGGUGGCGGAUGUUGUCGCUGCCGAGUGUUGACCCUCACUCUGCAGAGGAUGGAGGCACAUGGACGUUUUGGAGAAGACACAGAGCUUUUUGAUCAGUGCACUAACUUGACUGGAGAUGUGGGUGAGCCUUUGGUAAGGGGGCCCUCCGGGAGCCCUCCGGGAGCCCUGGGAGAGAGGUUGUGGCCCUGCUGGGAUUGGGAAGGGCCACUUCCUCCUUUGCUGUCCAGGUCGGUGAGGGCCCUUCUGGUCUCUCCUUUUCCCCAAAGGAUGAUAAAUCAUUCCUCACCUGUGUUUUGAAAACACGUGUUUAUACCAGAACUGUUGUGCCUAUCAUCAUAACUUAUGGCUUAUUUUUUAUGUUUUUUCCCUCUGUUUUCCCAAAUAGGUUGUAAAUGAAUUGAAAUGAGACUGUAUUAUUUUGUUUUUAUAGAACUGGGUUGCAGCUCAGUGCUGGGUGCCUCCUGUGUGAUCAGUAUUUGUUACACGAGUGAGUGAGUGAGUGAAUGAAUGAAUGAAUGAACAAACUAGGAUGGUGGUGCUGUGAGUGUAAAGGAGACGAUGGUUAUGGAAAAUGUCCAGGAAGUAGAAUUAAUGGCCAAUUGGAUGUAGAAGUGAGAGAAAGGAACAGUCAAAGGUGACUGAGGUUUCUUCUCUGGGUGGAUGCCAUUCAAUGAGAUUCAGAACCCAAGAAAAAAAGUAUAUGAGGAGAAAAGAUAAUUUCAGCUUUGGACAUUUAUGAAAGAAAAAUCUAUUAAACUCCUCAGCUAGACUAGGCACUAUGCCAGAUAUUGCUGAUUCUGAGGCAAGUAAGUCAGAAUGCAGUUCACAGGUUCUUGAAAAAUAUUUAGAUAAAUGACAAUUCACUGAGUCAUAACAGGUGUGAGCAAAGUGGCUAGUGGAGUUGUAACUCAUUCUGUCUGUGGAGUUAGCAAUGACCACUUUGAGUUGCAUUUGAGCUGAAUCUUGAAGUUUGCCAAACCAGAGCACAUUCCAGGUAGAGAGGAAAGCACAAACAGAAGCACAGUGGUGAGAAUGUUCUAGAAUACUUGGGGAGCAGGGAGAGAUUCAGCAUGGCUCUAGAAAGAGCGGGUGGGCAGUGAGGUGGACAGGGACCCACACUGCUUUGGGAUAGCUCAGCAGCCUGCUCAGCAACUGGUGCCUUUCCUGUCGACACGGGCUCAGAGGGUAUUUGUAAGCAGUAGGCGACAUGGUCAGACUUGUUCUAGAAAUACAGUGCUGGCUACAAAUGGGGGUGGCACCAGAUGGGAUUUCGGAAGGGAGACCUUUGGAGGUGGCUGCUGGGCACUGUGCAUGGGAUGAAGAAGGCAAGACUGAGGCUCGGGUGGGGCAGGUGGGCAGUAGGAGAUGAGUAUGACAGGGGCCAGACUCAGCGAGGGAGGACACUGGGCCUCUGUCCUGGGCCCUGGGUGACAUGUCUUUAGGCCACCCACACAGACCCAUCUAUGUGGAAAUACUUACUGGAAAACUCUGAAGUUAAGAAAAAACCUUUUUAGUUUUCAAUCAACCUUUCACUCUUAAAAACUGUUAAGGACCCCAAAGAGUUUCUGUUUAUGUGGGUUCAUCUGUCUAUCUGUCUGUCUGUCUAUCUAUCUAUCUGUCUAAUCUAUCCAUUAUUAGAAACUAAACUAAGAAAUUAAAACAUAUUCAUUCAUUUUAAAAUAAUAAACCAAUGACAUUAAUAUAAAUGGCAUAUUUCUAUGAAAAAUAACUACUUUCCAAAACAAAAAAUUUAUAAGAAGACCGGUACCAAUGUACAUUUUUGUAAAUCUCUUUACUAUCUGGCCUAAUAGAAGAGAGCUAGAAUCUCAUAGCUGCUUCUGCAUCAAACUAUCAGAGUAUCACAGAUGUGUAGUCUCUGGAAUACUUCAUGGUACACUCUCGAGAGGAGGGCAUUGUUAUGGAAACAGAUUUUAACUUUGCAAAUUCCCUGAAAGGGUCCUGGGUGCUUCCCGGUUUCCCUGGACCACACUUUGAGAACCACACUGAAGUAGACUCAGCAAAUGUCUGGUAAAUUACAGUGUUCUGAGUCCCCAUAACAUUUGAUUCAAAUAACACAUGUGACAGUUAUUUCACAGAUAACCGUGUGUGCCUGGUGCUUAGUAAGGGACCUGAGCCAGAAGAGCAGUUGUGGGCUCAUUUAUGUAGGGGCUGGGGAGACAUGAGAGGGAAGAGAAGAGGCCUGGGCAGGACCUCACCAUUGAACAAGUGAGCAGAGGUCAAGGAAAGAACUGGAAAGACUUAGGAAGAGACUCGGGACAAGUUGUGCAACCUAAGGGAGAAGAGAGAGUUUCAAGCAGGAGGUUUUACAAACAUUUUUGAUUUAAAAUAACAAGGUAGAGAGUUGUCCACAGUGUCAAAAGCAAUGGAGAGGUUGUACAAGGUAGGGAAUGGGAAGCCGCUAUUGGACUUGGCAGGGAGGGGGUCACUCGUGACUGUGGAGGGCCGUUUGGGGGUUCCGGCAGUCAGUGGGCCCAGGCAGAAUUGGGGGUGGCAAAUGGGGGCAGCAGAGGCCUCUCUGUCUAGGAGGUUGGCUGAGAAAUGCUCUUCCCCUUCCAGCCCCUGUCCCUGUCAGUUCUGUUUGGGUGCUAGCACUGUAGGGGGACGUUCGGCGUGAGGAUGAGAAGCCAAGCUGGGAACCUAGAGGAGAGAUGGGAAUACUGCAGGGGGCUCCAGUGGGAGACUAGGAAUUGAAGGUCAAGACCAAGAUCGAUGGGCACAAAUGUUCCAUGGUCCAUGGUUUGUAACCAGAGAAAAUGGAGGACAAUUUAAAUUUUCAUCAUUUGGCAUGUGACUAAACUCCAUCUAUCCAUCCAUCCAUCCAUCCAUCCAUCCAUCCAUCCAUCCAUCCAUCCAACAAAUGCACUGAAGUUCAGGUGUUCCAAGCUUCUGUUCUAAAUGCUGGAGAUACAGGGACUGCAGCACAGAUAAACAGCUCAUGCUGGUGGGGCUCUGCCAGGAGGAAGCAGACAGCAGGACCCUUGCCAGGGGCCUGGCUGGCACAGCAUGGAGCACUCAAGCAAGAUGGAGUUUUUCCUGAAGCUAGGCUACAACCGGGAGGACGUGCUCAGGGUGCUGGACAAACUGGGCGAGGGCGCCCUGGUCAACGACAUGCUGCAGGAGCUGAUCCAGACAGGCAGCCGCCCCGGAGCCCACCAAGGCAGCCCUGCACCCCUGCUGGUUCCCCGGGGCUCCUGCGGGACCCCGGACUCCACCCAGCGUGGGCUGAGGACUGACCCUGAGGAAGACUGCGGAGACCUAGCCAGUUCCUUGAGACCCAUUGUGAUUGAUGGCAGCAACGUGGCAAUGAGCCAUGGAAAUAAAGAAGCCUUCUCUUGCCGUGGCAUCCAGCUGGCUGUGGACUGGUUCAGGGAAAGAGGACACACCUACAUCAAAGUUUUUGUCCCGUCCUGGAGGAAAGAACCACCGAGAGCUGAUACCCCUAUUAGAGAGCAGCACGUGCUGGAGGAGCUGGAGAGGCAGGAGGUGCUCGUGUACACGCCGUCUCGCAAGGUGAACGGCAAGCGCGUGGUCUGCUACGAUGACCGCUACAUUGUGAAGGUGGCCUACGAAUGGGACGGCAUCAUCGUCUCCAAUGACAACUACCGUGACCUGCAAAGCGAGAACCCUGAGUGGAAGUGGUUCAUUGAGCAGAGGCUGCUCAUGUUCUCCUUCGUCAACGACCGGUUCAUGCCUCCUGACGACCCCCUGGGCCGCCGGGGACCCACCCUGAGCAACUUCCUGAGCCGGAAGCCAAAGCCCCCAGAGCCGUCCUGGCAGCACUGCCCCUACGGCAAAAAAUGCACCUACGGCAUCAAGUGCAAGUUCUACCACCCUGAGAGGCCGCACCACGCGCAGCUGGCAGUAGCUGACGAGCUUCGCGCCCAAACUCGGACCUGGCGGGGCGCGAGCGCCAACGAGGAGCGGCCAAGGGGCCGGAGGGAGCACCAGGGAGUCCCCGCGGCUGCCUGGCCCGGCCCUCGGGAGCCUGGCACUCGCAGCCUACCCUCAGCCAGGCGGCCUGCCGAUGUGGUGGACCUCGAGGACGGCCUCUCGCGGCUUGCCUUCAGCGAUGAUCCGGGAAUCCUCAGGGCGCCCUCGCCAGGCCCCGGCUGCGGCCUCGCACCCGGGUUGCGGGACUGGGUGGCCCCUAGGCCUUCGUUGUGCCUGCCAGUCUCUCCUGGCCUCCUGAAUCCCCAGAGCCAGUCAGGCCCGCUGGUCCAGGCGCAGGCUGGGGAUCCGGCUGGGGACCGCCCUCGGGACCCGCAGAGUGACCUGCUAGCCCACCGAAGGGGGCCUACCGAUCCAUGGGCCCUCCAUCAUGGGGCCACUCGGUUCCCGGGACGCUCAGCCUGGGCGCAACUGGGCUGGGGUGAAGGUGCCUUGUGGGGGCCCUUGGGGUCAGCAACAGGGGCCCCAGCCAGUGAGCAGGACUCACGGGCGCAUGCGUACACAGCGCUCUGCAGCAUCUUCCCGCCCCACCAAGUGGACCGGGUCAUGGCCCUGUUCCCCGCUGUCUCUGACGUCACCAGGCUCAUUGACCUCAUCCAGAGAUGCCAACAGUCUGGUUCGCCCAUGGGAAACCCCUAAAGAGUGAAUCCAAGCCACCGCCAGUGAUGUCCCUGACCAACCACUUGGCCUGUGGUUGCCCGCUUAACACCUGAGUCGUCCCACCUGCGGUGAGCGGCCUUUUUUUAAGGACGGUCAGGGAAGCCAGCCUCUUCACCGUCACCCAUGCUCACCAUGGCACUUGGUGAUUUGUUGACGACGUAGGGCUGCUGCUGGAGUUCCAUGACCUCCAGGGAACUUGGCUACCUCUGUGGGGGUGUGAUUUCUCCUCCUGCCAGAGGACUGAGUCCCACCCGGCUCCCAGGGCUCGUCUGGACGACUCCGGGCUGUUUCCGUCAGCCUGCAGUUGGGACCCACAGACCAGUCACUAGAUCAGUGUAGCGGGUCCCACCAGAAAUGCAGUGGAGCAGGCAGUCUGGGAGCAUACACCAUAUAAUCAGGCUGAGCACACAUGAAACUCAUUUGUUAUGUGUGUGUGCCUGUGUACCCAUGUGAAUGUAAUGUGCGUCAUGGGCAAAAGUUUGAGAGAGCCUGAUAAGUGGUCUUGAAUUUCAUUGCAUCAGAUUGUGUUCAAAGCUGGUAGUCAGUUGGCCAGUGGAGGCUUUGGUGUUUGUGGUUGUCACAUGACCUUUUUCCCUUACAACAUCAUGCGGGCAGCACAGAGUUCCAGCCUGGUGUUUGGGGAGCCACUUGUCACUCUGAUGUGCCAGUGCUGGUCUUUGGAGGUGUGGCAGGGGCACAUCGUCCCGACGUCCUGCCGGCACGGCCUUCACCCCCUGCACACAGCAUACACACAUGGACACAGCUGGAUACCUCAUCUGACUCAGGGACAGGGGGUCCAGCACAGGCCCUCCACUGACGGAGGCUUCUGAACCACACCUCACAACCCGGACCCUUUUGCUCAGAAACCUCCAGAUUGGUUGGAGGCGAGCUGGGAUGAGACUCAGUAGUGGAGGCUUACUGCCACCUCGCACUGUGACUGUUUUUUCCAGCAGCUACUGCUUUGAAUUUUGGGGAGAAGUGAUUCACCCAUGUGCAAUGGACAUGAAAUUACCAUUGCACAUGAUGUUGCUGGAGCAUGGACCCUGUGUCCUCCGGCAUCUCUGAGCGGCAUCCGCCCUUUGGUUCUGGGUUACGAGUCCAGCUCUGCAGGUCUGGGCUGGCUUGUUCGUGAAGGAACUUGGUGGCUGGGCCAUGGCAGAGACUGUGAGGCAUCUCCCAUUGGAAAACCAGCUCCAACUCCUGCAAGCUUCCUGCAGACUGUCAAGAACGGGGGAAGCUCUUCUUGGUGUGUUACUGGCUGCACUGUUGGUGUAGCCCAGGACGCACCCCAGGAGAAUCUACUCCUGGCCCUCUAAUUCAUGGUCAUUGCUGCCAUUGGAGAUAUGGUGAUGUUGUGUCUGUCUGAACCCAUGCACCCUUUUAAACUGGAUUCUUAACAUGGCUUCAGACAGACCUGUCCCUUGCCUCCCCCCCCACCCAAACUACCUUGUUAUAUGGGAAUCCAGGCCUGAAGAGGGGCCAUCACUCUCUCUAGAUAAAUUGGAUUUCCUCUUGGUCUUUCUUUCUUUUGGCAAUUUCUUUUAUUUUACUUUAUUAUUUUUGGUGUUUUUGAUUAUUUUUUCUUGUGACAUGACAAGCUUAUUUUAGAGCUGCGUUUGUCUCCUGAUGUGGACUCAUUGCAUUGCUGAUUUACAGGUAGAAGUGUGUAAACUCCUUCCUGAGAGGACAAGUUUGAGUUUUAGUAAGCUGUAAAGCUAUUUCAUUUGGUUGCUGUGACUAAGACAAGCACAAAACAAGUGAAGAAACAGCACAUUUCAAUGUAAUCCCCUUUGGAAUUUUUUCCAAAGUCUUGGUAUGUCUUUGUGACACAAAACAUGGAUGAACCCUGACUGGUGUGGCUCAAUGGAUUAAGCACUGGCCUCUGAACCAAAGGGUCGUCAGUUCGAUUCCCAGUCAGGGCACAUGCCUGGGUUGCGGGCUAGGUCCCCAGUAGGGGGCACAUGGGAGGCAACCACUGAUGUUUCUCCCCCUCUCUUUCACUGUCCCUUCCCCUCCGUCUGAAAAUUAAUAAUAAAAUCUUUAAAAAAACAUGGAUGGGACGGGCGAAUGAAAUGUUCUAAGCUGCAUGGCUCUUACUGUGCUCCAGAAAUAAAUCACUUUUA